Molecule: messenger RNA, 845 nt
Organism: Musa acuminata AAA Group (dessert banana)
Lineage: Eukaryota; Viridiplantae; Streptophyta; Magnoliopsida; Zingiberales; Musaceae
Product: superoxide dismutase [Cu-Zn] 1
Exons: 7
Coding region: 128-625 (165 amino acids)
Biological process (GO): superoxide metabolic process
Molecular function (GO): copper ion binding
Source: RefSeq, a predicted model, not a curated record
AUCGGCUCUUCCGUAGCUCUGAAUUAGUUACAUGUUCAAGUUAUUAUCUUGUACUGGAAGAGGAUUUUGAUCUCACUUUCAUUGCAUAAAGUUUUAGAGUUCGUAGUAAGCUGUAAGAUCUCAUAGUAUGAUAAUUGAUAUUGGGCUGGAUCUAAUGUGCAGGAACAUGGUUAAGGCUGUAGCUGUGCUUGGUAGCACCGAGGGUGUCGGUGGUGUUAUCUACUUCAGUCAAGAAGGAAAUGGUCCAACUAUGGUGACCGGGAACAUCUCUGGCCUCUCACCGGGACUUCAUGGCUUCCAUGUCCAUGAAUUCGGUGAUACCACAAAUGGCUGCAUGUCCACUGGGCCACACUUCAAUCCAACCGGAGAAGAUCACGGGGAUCGCGAAGAUCCGGUCCGUCAUAUUGGUGAUCUUGGAAAUGUGAUAGCCGGAGACGAUGGCACUGCCAAUUUUACCAUGUUUGACAGCAAGAUCGCACUCGUUGGAUGCGACUCCAUUAUUGGCAGAGCUAUUGUUGUGCAUGCGGAUCCUGAUGAUCUUGGAAGGGGUGGGCAUGAACUUAGCAAGACCACUGGAAAUUCUGGUGCAAGAGUAGCCUGUGGUGUCAUUGGGCUUCAGGAGUGACUGAUCCAAGGGGAAUGAUGGCUAAGAAUAUAUAGACAAGUCCUGUAUGCUUAGGAGAUGAAGCUGCUUGUACAGUUGUAUAUGAGCUUUGAGUAGUUCGCUGCUUUUAUGGAAACACUGCUAUUGUCACUUCCAAAAAGAGUGAUGGCUUCUUUUCUUUGGCUGUAACUCGAGCUUUGCAUGAGAAGAUAUUAGAAAAUAGUUCUCGGGAUGAAUGGUU